Diatraea saccharalis (sugarcane borer) is the source of this 2585-nucleotide messenger RNA. Lineage: Eukaryota; Metazoa; Arthropoda; Insecta; Lepidoptera; Crambidae. The record is from the annotation of a GenBank genome assembly.
GAAACACUCGAGUAGACACACGCAAAUUAUCAACAGAUGACUCGUCGACAGACAAUGAAAAAACUGUUGAAUCCAAUUUGCACCCUGUGGCUGCAUCACAAGAAUCACCAUUGCGCAUUCAAAAAGUUACCGACGAAACAGUCGAGGACAGCAUCAAAGAUUUAGAAACUUUAGAUCCCAGCAAAGCCCGCGCUACGAUCAUAUUUGAAAGCGACGAUGAGGAGUCUGUACUGUAUAUCGAUGAGAAUAAAGUUCAAAGUGAUACAGAAGGACAGCGAAGAGCGAGCUACAACGACGACGUAGAGAUGGAAAUCAGAUAUCCUCUAAGCAGAUUAGGAAAGAGGAAAUUUAAAGACGAAGAAACUGACGAUACUAAACCACUGAUUUUCGGAUACAGUCACGAUGAAAUACAAAAUCAAUCUAGUGAAGAUAGGAAGGAUAAUAUUAGUUUGCAAAUAAUACAAAAUUGUAAGGAAAAUAUCAUGAAUGAUCUCGAUAGUCUUAAGAAGAAAGAGGACAGCGAUAGUGAUGGAAGAGCAAAAAAGUCAAGGAUCAAAAUAAUGUUCGAAGACGGCUCGUCAUCGGACGAGCUCGACGUUCACGAGACGAAACAAUCCACGGAGAAUUCUAAAGUGGACGUGAAACUAUUGAUGCAAACACGCGUGCUCCUCACUAGGAUCCCCGCAUCCCAGCUCGCGCUCUACCAGUUGAAAUCGGCACAAUCAGAGCCGAAGGAAAUUCCGUCUAUGAAGAAUAUCCGACUUCCGAACGACCAACAGAAGGGAACUACUAGAUACAUGGAGUGGCGCGGGGGAGAGCGCGUGCUACCAGUCGCGCAGGUGGCGCCACAUACGCACACGCCACCCGAGAAAGACGGUGUAUGCACGAGACAACAACUCGCUGACAGAAUACGCGCCGAAGUGAAACGUAGAACCGAUUUGAGUCGUACAGAGUCAACGUGUUGUGUGGCCCGUGAUUGUAUGAACCAUGUGGAGAUCUUUUCGCCAUACUCCGUCAACAGUGCGACCCUGCCCACUCCACUCACCAUGCACAAGGCUCAACACAAACUCUCGUGUGAUUGUUGCUGCCUGUGGCUGAUACGAGACAAUCCUUGCACGCCCGCCGCCUUACUGCAGGCCAAGAAUGUCGUCAGACGAACGCUGAUAGACCUUACUAUGAAACCUGAAAGUAAAGACAACGGAAAAGACAAGGUUAUUAAUAAUUCACUUAAAGAAAUAGCAGAUUUACCAUCAGAUGACGACUUUGAUACACUAGUUAUAGAUGAAGGUGAACUUCCGCAACAGAAAUCGAGCAAGAAUAAAUCGGCUAAAUGUGCUGAUAUAGAAAAAAAACCUCAAAGCAAGCGUAAUAAGUGUUCUAUUAAGCAGCCUAGUCGACCUUAUACAAGGAAAAAGAAGAAACGCCCUCCCUCUAAUUCAAAUGAAGACGACGCUAAAUGUAGUUCAGGCGAUGUAGACUACGAUGAAUGGAUGCGGCAAAGAAAUAAAUGUAUAAAAUAUUUCACUAUUAACCCUAUAACCGUCACAAAAAAAGGAGUGUCGACGUCACCUCAUCGAUUUAAAAAUACAAACGGGGCACAGAAAAAGAAAAAAGUAUGUGUGAAAAAAACAGUUUCGAUGCGACAAGAUUCAAGUGCAGCUUUGGCAAAAGAUCCAACGAAAAGGACGACAAAUCCACAGAUAGCUUCCGAAGGUACUUCAAACCCGAUCAGUGUCAAAGUUAAUCUGAAGAAGAAAGAAACCCGGGACGAAAUUCGUAUGAUAUUUUUUCACGAAACACAAUCUGAUGAUACAAAAAAAUCUAAAGAUGACACUGAAACGCCGCCCACUUUAAAUGUUAAAGAAAAAACCGAAAUUGAAAGUGGUGUGUCGGCGUCACCUCGUCGACAAAGUACAAACGAAGCACAGAAAAAUAAAAAAGUAUAUGUGAAAAAAACCGUUUUGAUGCGACAAGAAGGUGCCGAAGAAAAAAUCAUGAAAUGUAAGAAAGAUCCAAUGGCAGUUUUGGCGAAAGAUCCAACGAAAAGGAGGAGAAAUCCACAGAUAGCUUCCAAAGGUACUUCAAACCCGAUCAACGUCAAUAUUAAUCUAAAGACGAAAGAAACACGAGACGGAAAUCACAAGAUAUUUUUUUACCAAGCACAACCUGAUGAAGAAUCUGAUCAUGAUACUGAAACGCCCCUCACUUUAAAUGUUAAAGAAAAAUCUGAAAUUAAAAGAGCGAAUGGUGUUGAAGCCGAAAUAUCGGCAGGGUCGUUAGAACAUGAUCCUGAUGUUAUCGUGAAGAGGGAGAGAGACAAGUUUCCUCUCUCACUCGAUGACAGUUCAUCUGAGAUUUGGAUAGAGCUUGACAGCGCACCGAUAUCUGGUCCGAGAGGAACCGUCACAGCUGAUUUGAAACACGACCCAGAUGUUUCUACAUGCAAGAUUCCACCAGUGUUGAGUAAGUUCAACGCGAGACGCAAGAUGGCGCCACAUAUUGAACAUACACCUCCGGACGUGCUGCGAGCCAUCAUGAACACUAAUAAAAAACCCUCGAUACAAUCACACGUGCUUGACGACUGA